Messenger RNA from Hypanus sabinus (Atlantic stingray), 2754 nucleotides. Its product is annotated as zinc-binding protein A33-like. NCBI's taxonomy places the organism in Eukaryota, Metazoa, Chordata, Chondrichthyes, Myliobatiformes, Dasyatidae. The record is from RefSeq and is a predicted model, not a curated record. The transcript has 6 exons. Gene Ontology annotation, molecular function: zinc ion binding; protein binding. The coding region runs from base 418 to 1851 and encodes 477 amino acids.
CAGCAUCUGUGGAGGGAAAUGGACAAUCGACAUUUCGGGUUGAGACAGUUCAGAUGAAGGAUCUCGAUCCGGAAAGGUCCUUCCGAUCGGAGCGAUGGGGCCUUUGGACAUUCGGCUAACGUUUUUUGUUGCUCUACGUGUUUACGAGAUGGGGUUGCUGGGCAUAUGGCCAACUCACCCACGCUCGUCGCCGGGCUUAGACAGUCCAUUGGGCGUUUUCUUAUCUUUUCACUGUUUAAUUUGUUUUUGAUCCCACACUAACAUGGAAAUAGCCAGAAUUCCCACUGAACCCAUCCAACAACAUAAUGUUCAUUCCCCGAGUCUGCAGCGCGCGUAGUGGACAAUCGCGGUACUGCAGGGGAUCGGCAGCUCCCCGAAAGUGAAAGCAUUCUGAAUCAGGAAGUGUCAGGAGUUAACAUGGCUUCGAAAGGACCGGUCGAGAGUUUAACAGAGGAGGCAAUUUGUCCCGUCUGCCUGGAUUUCUUCACCGAUCCGGUUAUACUGGAGUGUGGACACAACUUCUGUCGCUCUUGUAUCACACGGUGUUGGGAAAGGGAGCAGAGAAACUCCUGCCCGGAAUGCAGAGAGGUGUUUGCUGACCGCACCCUCAGGGUGAAUCGGGCCUUAGCAAAUCUGGCUGAAAAAUCUCGAAAUCUUGACCUGAAUCGGAAAGGGAAGGAAAGUAAACGUCACUGCGAGGAACAUGAGGAAGAACUGAAGCUGUUUUGUGAAAAGGACAAGACACUAAUCUGUCUGGUCUGUGCAGUUGCGGAGGAACACAGAGAGCACCGCUUCCUGCCGAUUAAAGAAGCUGUUAAAAUCUACAAGGAUCAGCUAAAAUCUUCCUUAGACUCUCUCACAAAAAAGAAAUCAGACUUCCAGAAAAAGGAGCAGCAACAGAAACAGAAGAUUUCCGGAGUUCGGGAACAGACACACAGCAUUCAGUCCCACGUCACAUCCCAGUUUGCUGAACUGCGCCAGAUUAUCACUGAGAAAGAGCAGAGCUUACUCAGGGAUCUCAGGGAAGAAGAGAAGAGGAUUCUCAACCCAAUGGAGAAAAAUCUUCGGGAGAUUCAAGAGAAUAUAAUUUUAAUUCAGGAGGAAAUCUCAAAGAUAAAGGAACAGAUGGAUCAAAAAGACAGUGUGAUAUUUCUCAAGGAGGAAGCUCGUCGGAACAGAAGGAUUAAUGACGAUGUCCAUGAAUUGGCAGUGACAGAUGAGACACUACCGGUUGAAAAAUUCGAUCACCCCUAUUUGUUGAACACAGUGCUGAGAGAAACGCUUGAUGCUAUUUAUCGAGUCUCUGUCACCCUGGAUGUGGAAACGGCGCAUCCGGGUCUCGAGGUGUCUGGGGAUCGGAAGAGUGUGAGAUGGAUCUGGACCUGGAGGAAUCUCCCUGACACUGGGAAGAGAUUCACAGACUGGAUUUGUGUGCUGGGAUCGGAGGGAUUCCCAUCGGGGAGACAUUACUGGGAGGUGGAGGUGACGGGGAAUCAGCGCUGGUUUCUGGGAGUCGCCGCCGAGUCUGUGGAGAGGAAGAGACGGGUCAGUCUGAGUCCGGAGACCGGAUUCUGGGUCAUCAGGCGGGUUGGUGACGUGUUACAUUGGGAUUGUGACGUGUCCGGUCGCCCCUCCCCCGGGUCCCGUCUCGCUGCCGGUCCCAUCCCCGGGAGGGUGGGAGUUUAUCUCAGUUACGAGUCCGGGACAGUUUCAUUUUACAACGCGGAGACCAAGGCCCAUCUCCACACCUUCACUGGAAAUAAAUUCACGGGGAAACUUUAUCCUUUCUUCCGGACCGGGGAUGUGAACCAGUGGCUGAGAAUCUGCUCCGGUUCCGCUCCGGGUCUGUAAACGGGUCGGGUCCCGGGACCGGCGUCAGGAGUAAAGUCCCUGUAAAUAUAAAUGUGCGGAGAGUGCAGCUAAAUACGUGGCUAAGGGGAUGGUGCAGGAGGGAGGGCUUCAUGUUUCUGGUCAAUUGGGCUUUGUUCCCGGGAAGGUGGGGCCUGUUCCGACGGGACGGUUUGCCCCUAAACUGGGCGGGGGGGGGGGAGGAAUAACAUUCUUGCGGGUAGAUUUGCCAGUGCUGCUCCGGGGAAUUUAAUCUAGAUUUGCAGAGGGAGGGGAACCAGAGUGUCAGAGCAGAUAGUGAGGUGCAGGAGGAUAAGGAACAUGAGAGGACUGCAUGUAUAAACGGAAAUGAUAAAAAAGCAGAUGAUAUACAUAUUCUCAGGAACAUCUAUUUCAAUGCACGGAGUAUUGUCGGUAAAACAGAUGAGUUUAGGGCUUGGGUUGACACGUGGGAUAACGUCAUUACUGCUAUUAGUGAGGGGCAGAACUGGCAGCUUAAUGUUCCGGUAAAAUUGGAGAAGGGCCAAUUUUGUGGAAAUGAAAAAGGAUCUAGGAAGAGUGGAUUGGGAUAAGAUUUUUUUUCUGGCAAGGAUGUGCUCAGUAAGUUCACAGGCAUAAGAAAUUAAAUAGAGAUUGGGUUGGAAAUGUUAUAGCAACUUCAUUUAAUUCAAAAUCGAGAGGAGUUGCAAUUUCGGUUAAUAAAUCUUUACCAAUUAAAAUACAAAAUGUAAUAAUUGAUUCUGUGGGGAGAUAUGUGAUUAUACAUUGUCAAAUUUUUUCUGAAUUAUGAACUUUUAUGAACAUUUAUGCACCAAAUGAAAAUGAUGCAAAAUUCAUACAAGAAGAUUUUUUGAACUUGGCUGACGCAAAUGAUAAAAUAUUAAUAGGCGGAGAUUUUAAUUUUUG